CCGCUCCCAUCACCGCUCCUGCCAUCGCAUCCUGGCCGCGCGCCCGCACAUACAGCUAGAAACACACACCAGGAGCUUUAUCCAAGAUAAUACACAUCUAGGAACCGAUAUCGUGCUUUGCAGCACCGUAAUGGAUUCGUCGCGCGGGGAGUUCGCGUCCCUCCAAGCGCGCCUCGACACCUUCGCCGCGCCCAAGACCAAAGCGCGUCGCCCAUCUGCUCGCGGAAAGAAAGCAGCGCCCAAAGCCGCUCCCAAAGGUGGAUGGCCGCUGGAAUUUCCGCGCCCCGAGGAACUUGCAUAUGCCGGCUUUACUUUCAAGCCAACCUCGGCGAGCCCGGAUAAUGUGCAGUGUUUCCACUGCCAGACGCAGCUCGACGGCUGGGAGCCAAAUGAUGUUCCUGCCUACGAGCAUCUCACCCAUUCUCCAGAAUGCGGAUUUGCUCUGAACCUGUGCAUACGCCUCAGGGAUGGAGAUCCCGGCCGCAACGAGGAGGAUCCGCUCAGCGAGCGCAUGAUAGAGGCGCGUAGGGAGACUUUUCAGGACCUCUGGCCCCUAGACACCGCAGCAGGCUAUCCGAGCAUUGAGCAGAUGGUUGAGGGUGGAUGGUACUUUGAUCCGAGCCAUGACCAGCCCGAUGGCGCUACAUGCCCUUACUGCAGCCUGUCCCUGGACGCAUGGGACAUUGGUGAUGACCCAACUGAAGAGCACCGCAAGCGGAACGACGACUGCUUGUUCUUCACGCUCAAAGAAUAUUACCACCCUGCACAAACUAAGAAAUCGAAAGCUGCUCGCAGCAAACGGUCAUCUACCCGGUCAUCGACAGCCAGCACACGGACGAAGAAGACUACUCGCACGAAAAACGCCAUUUCCAAAGAUGAUGUCAACAAACCACUACCGCCCGCACCAGACGAGACCAGGGUGAGUUCGAUCAUCGCGUCAUUUCCGGACCUUGCCAAUGCGUCGAUGAUGUCUAUUGCACCGCCGGCGCCUCCUAGAAGGGGUCGCAAAGCAAAGAUCGCUUCUACUACAGAUGAGACGAUCAUGUCCUCAGUUACUGAAUCAUUGGCUGCUGGUGCUGGGCUCUCGAUGAUCUCCAUUCCUCCCAAAGCGCCGCCUGCGAAGAGAGGCCGUAAGCCCCAAAGCUCUUCUAUCCUCGACGAAGCGCCUGUACAGCCGUUUGCCGAGCCAUCUGCCGAUUCGAUUGCAAGUCCAGACGCAUCGGCACCCACUAAAGCGCCCGCAAAGAAGGGACGGAAACCGAAAGCUGCCGCAGCGCAAGUGGGGGCAGCAGGAGAGCCUUUCGCAGAGUCAUUCGCAGGCUCAGUUGCAUCCACCAUGUCCAAAGCGCCAACGAAGGCACGCCAUACUAGGAAAGCACCAGAGCGCGUUUCCGCCAUAUCAACAACAUCGACAACGCGCACUACCCGUGGUACGAAGCGUCAAAGCGAGGCGGUGGAGAUGGAAAUCGACAUGGAGGAGCAGAUGCCGUCGGCGAAGCGCACCAGGCUCAGCGACAUCUCGUUGCCACAGUUUGAAUCAACACCUGUGCACACACCUAAGGAGUAUCGACAGGAGAAGAUGAAGAGCCCAGCUUCGCGGUUCAAUGCAACCCCAAGAGCGACUCGGCCUGUGCAAUCGCUCAAGAGCCCCGGCCCGGUUUCCGUCCGUAGCCCCCUAGCUGUGAGAAGUCCCAUGCGUGCAGAACCGCAGACGCCUGAAGAGCCUCACACUCCAAAAGCUGUCUCCUCUCCAGUAUUCAAAUGGGAUCCUAUCGUUAUUUCCAAUAUCGUCACCGACGCCGGUCUUGAAAAAGAGGACAUGGACAUCGAUAUGGCUGAUACGACCGAAAACAUUACGAAGGCUGUUUUAGCCAGUCUCACAAGCCCCGAAAAACGCAUGACGAUCGAAGAGUUUGUCUUGCACAAUGCCAAGCGUGGAGAAGAGAAGCUGAGGCUCGAGUGUGAGCGCCAGAUUGCUGCAUUUGAGGCCGAGGGUCGCAGAGCAUUGGCUGCGCUAGAUGCUUAUUAGCAGGAUAUGUGCAGCUUUUGGACUUUCGACGGCACUGACGAUUGACUUCACGACUAUUGGGAUGGACUGUGGUGGUUUUGGCGUUUUGGGUUGUUUUUCUCUUGGUCUUUUGUUUGGUCCGUGGCUCCUUUGUUCAGCUGGCGCCAUACCCCGUCACCCAAUCGCGGCUUGAGCUCUAAAGGUCGUAGGCCUGGAAUGGCCUCCCCAGGAGCAAGAAUAGCCAGGUUGGGGGUCACGUUGAGGUGAGGCUAGGCCUUUCGGAUCCAUAAUUUUUCUUUCAUUGUUCGCGUUAGACCUGGGGACUACUGGGCUUGGUUUGAAGUGCCUCUUGCGAAGGCUUACUUUCUCUGUAUUAUAUCUGAUGAUACCACUGUUCGUUGUACAAACGAGAUAGACCUGUACUAUAAAGGGUUUUUUAAGUGUGCUUUACCAC
Molecule: messenger RNA, 2462 nt
Organism: Paraphaeosphaeria sporulosa
Lineage: Eukaryota; Fungi; Ascomycota; Dothideomycetes; Pleosporales; Didymosphaeriaceae
Product: inhibitor of apoptosis repeat-containing protein
Exons: 2
Coding region: 131-2029 (632 amino acids)
Source: RefSeq, a predicted model, not a curated record